AUGGGUUGGCUCUGGGCAUCCUCGUCUGCGCCCAAGCCACUACAUCCCGUGCGUGAUCAUGGCCCUUCCACCAUAUCCUCAAAUCCUCCUCUUACGGCGCAAACCGCCACACCCAGCGAGCCCAUCGACCCUGAGAUGCAGAAGUUCUUGGAUCUCUUCAAAUCAGAUGACCCGACCGCAUCUUCCACGAGAAAGACUACCUCACAAUCGCAGCGGCCAGAUGGAUCCGAGUCAAAAUCGUUCCUGCCCUCCUGGAUCUCCCUCAAGACAUCACCGACGUCAACCGCUACGACCGAGUCUCCGGAGGCCCCGGUUGGUGACGCCCUCUCCGAGUUCCUCCUCCCCACCGACAUGUCCUGCCGUCAGGCCUUCGACCUCGCCUGGUCCUGCAACGGUCUCGGCGGUCAGUUCAACGCCGUCUACCGGUACGGCGAGAUGCGCUCUUGUUCCGAGCAGUGGGACGACUUCUGGUUCUGCAUGCGCUCGAAAUCUUACACGGGUGAGAUGAAAAGUAACAUGAUCCGCGCCCACUACCGCAAUAAAGCAUACCGCAAAUACGGAAAUGGCAAGCCCAGCAGCGAGGAUGUAUGGGAGGGGAGGACCGAAAGGGUCCCCCCAGGCACCGUCUUUACAGAGCCCGUUGCGGCGCCGACCAUGAGCGAUGACGAGUGGCGACAGAAGGAGGCGGAGAGACGGGGGAAAAUCCGCGAGGGACUGGAGGAUGACACGACAACUUGA
This is a messenger RNA of Drechmeria coniospora, 738 nucleotides long. RefSeq lists its product as uncharacterized. The coding region runs from base 1 to 738 and encodes 245 amino acids. The record is from RefSeq and is a predicted model, not a curated record. NCBI's taxonomy places the organism in Eukaryota, Fungi, Ascomycota, Sordariomycetes, Hypocreales, Ophiocordycipitaceae. The transcript has a single exon.